GCUCUGAGGCGGGGGGCGGCGGCGGCGGCGGCGCGGGGGCAAGAUGGCGGCGGUGGUGGAGGUGGAGGUUGGGGGCCCCCUGGACCACGAGGCGGAGGAGGUGGACUUAUCCCACUUGGCUCCAGAGGAGAGAUGGAGGGUCGAGCACGCGCGGAUGCACGCCAAGCACCGGGGCCAUGAGGCCAUGCACGCCGAGAUGGUCCUCAUCCUGAUCGCCACCCUGGUGGUCGCCCAGCUCCUCUUGGUCCAGUGGAAGCAGAGGCACCCACGCUCCUACAACAUGGUCACCCUUUUCCAGAUGUGGGUCGUCCCCCUCUACUUCACAGUCAAGCUGCACUGGUGGCGGUUCCUGGUCAUCUGGGUCUUCUUUUCAGCCGUCACUGCCUUCGUCACGUUCAGAGCAACGCGCAAGCCUCUGGUGCAGACGACUCCCAGGUUGGUUUACAAGUGGUUUCUGCUAAUAUACAAGAUCAGCUACGCCACUGGGAUUGUUGGGUAUAUGGCUGUCAUGUUCACAUUAUUUGGACUUAACUUAUUAUUCAGAAUCAAGCCAGAAGAUGGGAUGGACUUUGGGAUUUCCCUCCUGUUCUACGGCCUCUAUUACGGUGUACUCGAGCGGGACUUUGCCGAAAUGUGUGCCGACUACAUGGCGUCCACGAUUGGGUUUUACAGUGCAUCAGGCAUGCCAACGAAACACCUCUCGGACAGCGUCUGUGCCGUGUGCGGCCAACAGAUCUUUGUUGACGUCAAUGAAGAAGGGAUCAUCGAGAACACAUACAGACUGUCUUGCAAUCAUGUCUUCCACGAGUUCUGCAUCCGCGGCUGGUGCAUCGUUGGGAAGAAGCAGACCUGCCCCUACUGCAAGGAGAAGGUCGACCUGAAGCGCAUGUUCAGCAACCCGUAUCCUUCACCGGCCGGCGUGGCCAGACCUUCGAGGACGGGUAGAAUCAAGCGGAGCUCUUGGCUUCCUGCCGAUGAACCCCGGAUUCACACUUCAGUCUCCGGGCCCGCCUCCUCCGUCUCAGCAGUGCUUAGCCAGGCAAAAAGCCCAGCCGGUGCUGCCUGGUUCUCAGAGUUUAACUUCCGGGACAAAACUCCUCGUCCCUGGGCCUUCUGCACUAACACCACAGUCGAGCAGCUGUCCUCUGUGCAUGCUCGACUGAACUACGGCAAAUUCGCCUUUGAAGACAUCUUGGAAGCACCAGCUAGUACAUGA
Messenger RNA from Sphaerodactylus townsendi, 1216 nucleotides. It is a transcript of the gene RNF121, whose product is annotated as ring finger protein 121. Gene Ontology annotation, molecular function: metal ion binding; ubiquitin protein ligase activity. The transcript is spliced from 10 exons. NCBI's taxonomy places the organism in Eukaryota, Metazoa, Chordata, Lepidosauria, Squamata, Sphaerodactylidae. Gene Ontology annotation, cellular component: Golgi membrane; endoplasmic reticulum membrane. The record is from RefSeq and is a predicted model, not a curated record. The coding region runs from base 44 to 1216 and encodes 390 amino acids.